Messenger RNA from Moneuplotes crassus, 787 nucleotides. The record is from the annotation of a GenBank genome assembly. NCBI's taxonomy places the organism in Eukaryota, Ciliophora, Spirotrichea, Euplotida, Euplotidae.
AUGGACCAACAUAUUCUUUCAAAUUUUAGAAGCCAAAGUUACUUGCCCAGAUGGGGAUAUAGAGGCUUGGUUUUUCAAUUACAAAAGACUUACUGUCUCUGUGCAUCACCUGGCGCAAGCUUGAUGGGCUUAGAUGACUAUUGUACGAUUCCUGACCAUCUCUUAUCUUCAACUCUAGUGGUUAUCAAGAUUCACUCUGACAACAAUCAUCAAGCACAAUUUAAGAAGAACCUAUUGCUGAGUACUCAACCAGCCGAGGAGGAAUCAUCAGCUCAAAAAGAAGAGCCUCACCUUUCUCUCCAAACAGAGAAUAUUCAAGACCAAAGUAAAGAGAUUGACAUCAAGGAUACUGAUAACAAAGAGAUAGCAAUAUCAACAAGAAGAAGACGCUGCUCCAGAUUUAACAUCAGAGCCAGGCUAUUCAGACUGAGAAAUCGUCUUCUCAAGGACCUUUCAAUGUUGUUCAAGUCCACGAUUAAGAAGGAAAGAUCACCUGAAGAUGCAUCUCAGAGAAGGAGAUCUCGCUUCAUCGGAGUUUCCAGAAACAGCUCCAACUGGCAAGCCCUCAUCAAUGUGAAGAAUACCAAAAGAUAUAUCGGAACAUUUGGAGAUGAACUAGAAGCCGCCAAGACAUAUGAUAUAUACGCUGUUGCAUUGAGAAGAGACAAGGCUCUGCUUAAUUUUGAUUACACUGCUCAAGAGGUCAUAUCAGCCAUUGACCACUUCCUUGAAUACGGAAGUAUCAAUAUUAACGACUAAUUUGUCCUAAUAAUAUUGGAUGCAUGAA